AUGAGGCUGACAGCUUUCUUGACGCUGGCUUGUGCCAUUGCGGCAUUGGUCCUAUCGAUCCUCUCACUGUUCGCAGGAUCCACCAAAUCAUUCCUCCAAGAUUCAGAUAUGAUGACGCUGAAUAUCUCGCGGAUAGGCCACACCAGUCUGUUCAACACCACGGAUGGUGAUGGAGGAUUCUUCGAUAACCUAGUCAACGACUUGCAGGAGGAGGUUAAUGAUCUCAUCAACGAUGUUACUUCUGAUAUUGCAGAAGCGCUCGACCUGCCAGACUUCUUCAGAGUCCACGUGAUGGAUUUUUGUCAAGGCUCUUACUCGCCCAACAGCACAGUUAAAAACCCAAGCAUGAACACCACGGAAUGCUCAAACCGCACGACGUUUUUCCACUUCGAACCCACCAAGAUUGUGGAGGAUGCACUUCCAAGUGGGAUCACUCUUGAGGAUAUCCACUGGCCUGAUGAGAUUCAGGACGCGGAGCGUGCUAUCCGGAUCGCCUCGAACGCCAUGGUGGUGUGCUACAUUAUUGGGAUUGCUUUUUCAGGAAUUGCAAUUCUCACCGCCAUCUGGGCCAUUUUCAGCUCUGGGCGUUUGUCUGGUUUGGUCAAUUUCGUGAUUGAUUUUCUUGCUUUUCUCAGCAUUGGAAUUGCAUCUGCCAUUGCGACAGCAAUUAUUGUCAAAGCAACAAACACCAUCAACAAGUAUGGUGAUGAUAUUGGUAUUGCAGCAUAUAAAGGAGGACGGUUCCUCGGAAUGACCUGGGCAGCUACGGCAUUGAUGCUGCUUGCCGCUAUUGUGUCCAUUGCACAAUGUUGUGGGGGGAGGCGCAAAGAUCGCCACUAUGGAGAGAAGGGCAGGAUCUGA
This is a messenger RNA of Exophiala bonariae, 861 nucleotides long. RefSeq lists its product as uncharacterized. The record is from RefSeq and is a predicted model, not a curated record. Gene Ontology annotation, cellular component: cell cortex of cell tip; plasma membrane. The coding region runs from base 1 to 861 and encodes 286 amino acids. The transcript has 3 exons. NCBI's taxonomy places the organism in Eukaryota, Fungi, Ascomycota, Eurotiomycetes, Chaetothyriales, Herpotrichiellaceae. Gene Ontology annotation, biological process: fungal-type cell wall organization.